Messenger RNA from Drechmeria coniospora, 1122 nucleotides. Its product is annotated as KOW motif containing protein. Lineage: Eukaryota; Fungi; Ascomycota; Sordariomycetes; Hypocreales; Ophiocordycipitaceae. The coding region runs from base 1 to 1122 and encodes 373 amino acids. The transcript has 2 exons. The record is from RefSeq and is a predicted model, not a curated record.
AUGCAGAAGCUCGCCAGGCGAGUCGCCCAGGCGCAGCGUCAGGCCGGCCGCCGAUCGCGGCAGCGCGUGGAGCGGGAAAACAUUGACAACCGGACGCGCAACCGCCAAGCGCUGCGAGCUGGCGUCGCCGAGGUCAGGCAGAAUCUCAAGGAUGCCAAGCAGGCCCGGCAGGAGGACUGGGAGAUGGGCCCUCUGGCGCCCAAGCGAGAUCUCGGCUUCAACAACUACGGCGCCUUCCGGGAGACUGUCCGUCAGGACUGGACGAAUCAUGGCCUGCACCAGCCCCGUCCCGAACUGCUUCACCAGCGCUGUGCCUGGGCCGGCGGCGUCAAGCAGCUCAACCUCGCCGUCGGCGACCGCGUCGUCAUCCGAGACGGGCCCGACAAGGGAAAGCUGGACACGAUCAAAUCCAUCCAGCCGGAGAGCGGGACCGUCACCCUAGAGAAGCACCACAGAGCGCUCGCCGUCGGCAUGUUUGACAGCCCAGCCCGGUCACAGGCGAUGCCCAUUUCCGUCGGCUCCAUCCGCCUCGUAUACCCCAUCACGAAUCCCGAGACGGGCGUGACGCGCGACGUCGUCAUCAACCAGCUCAAGGCCGUCCCACCCAACAUGAAGUCGGAGAAUAUGACUCUCGACAGGUGGGAGUUUGGCAAUAAGUGGGAUCGUCUCGUUCCCGGAAUCAACGUCGUCAUUCCCUGGCCCGAGGUUGAGGCUCCCGAGUUUGAGGCAACCCCCUCCGAUACGGUCCGCGAGCAGGUCGAGGAACGCACCUUUUACUACAGCCUGCUGUCGCCCCCGAUGCCUGGCAAAGUUAUCGACGAACUGCGGAAUAAGUACUCGAGGUUCCGCACCCGUCACGAACCCUCCUACAUUGCGCAGAAGCAGAUGGAGGAGGAACUCGUCCAAGCUCGAACCGAAGCCAUCAAGUCGAUGCAGACGCCCCUCGACGAGUUCCACGAGAUGCAGCGCGAAAUUCGCGACUCGCAGGGCGAGCCAGAGCUUACCGACGACAUGCUGCAGAAGAUUGGCGAAGUCAUGGCCAGUAAGAAAGCUGCGCUCCUCACCGAAGCCGGCGUGAGCGAGGUGCACCCGCCUUCUUUACCGACCGCUGGAUCGCAAUGA